GAAUAAGUUUGUAGUUUCGACAAACUCUAGACAACACCAGCAACUACAGCUUAGGAGAAAGCAACACUUUAUUUUCAAACCUUUUCAUUUUGCUUUAGGGUUUUUUUUCACAUCAACGCAACAUUAUGAAAUGUUUUAUCAAAGGCUCCUAAUUCUUCGGAGAGUCUCGCAUCCUCCGCCGGCUGGUCUCGUAUGAACCGCGUCGAGGUAGCGACGACGGGUCGGGGGCUCCGCCAGCAGAGCCGGGCUUCAGGAUGAGGAUGCCCAGAGGAGGACGCCUGUUCCUGGCGACGUGCCUCGGCUCGCUCUUUGUUCUCGUGCUUUACUUUCAGAGCAUCACCAACGCAGAACCUGGUGUGAAGACCGACAGCAGACCAGGGAAAAGCAGGAGAAGUCCACUGCAGACCCUCUACAAAGGAGACCAGAUGCAGUCUGAACAGCAGCUGGAGCUGUUGGCAGCUCAGAGGUCCCUCCACGGUCGCAGGGAGCUGUUGGAGCAGGCGUGUCUGAGCCACACGAGGAAACGCCAAGUGCUUUCACCGGAGGAUCUCAAACACCUCAUUGUGGAUGAUAAACACAGCCUUAUUUACUGCUACGUACCCAAGGUAGCCUGCACCAACUGGAAGCGUGUCCUCAUGGUCCUCACCAGCGACGGCCGCUACACCGACCCCCUUGCCAUCCCCGCAAAUGAGGCCCACGUGGCGGGCAACCUCCGCACACUCUCCGAGUUCUCAGUCCCCGAGAUCAACCAGCGCCUUCGCAGCUACCUCAAGUUCAUCUUCGUGCGGGAGCCCUUCGAGCGCCUGGUGUCCGCCUAUCGUAACAAGUUCACCCGUAGCUACAACACCGCCUUCCACAAGCGCUACGGAACCAAGAUCAUCCGCCGGCACCGUCCCGACCCGGAGCCCGAAGCGCUGGAGAAAGGGAACGACGUUUCUUUCCACGAGUUUGUCCAGUACCUCGUGGACCCUCGGACCCAACGCGAGGAACCUUUUAACGAGCACUGGGAGCGGGUGCACUCCCUCUGCCACCCCUGCCUGAUCCACUACGACGUAGUGGGGAAGUACGAGACUCUGGAGCCAGACGCUCAGGCUGUGCUCAGGUUGGCUGGAGUGGAGGGGACACUUCAGUUUCCAACGUCUGGUAAAAGCACCAGGACUGACGGCAACAUGGCAGCGCGCUUUUUCAAGCACAUCAGUCCUUUCUAUCAGAAGAAACUGUUCAACCUGUAUCGAAUGGACUUCCUGCUCUUCAACUACUCCACACCAGAGUACCUCAGGACUCGAUGAGGGGGGGCAGAGACAAGAGGACAAGUGUGAUAGUUGUGAUGGUUUUCCUUUCACAUCCCAUUUAGACUUUUUUUGUUAUUUUUUUUUUAUUCGUGAUGAUCAUUUUUGCACUUUUUGGUUGCCAUGGACAUGUUGUCGUCGCUGCCUGGAGUGGUCCAUCGCAAGCACCGGCUUGUCACUGUGACGCUCCGACAAUAACGGCUGUGGAGAUUGACUCGAUGUUUUGGUUUCAGUGAACGGAACUUUUGUAAAUGCAACCCAAUGUCUUCCUGAGAAAAAAAGACAAGACACUUUGUGCUGUAGUAUUCUGCAACGCUUCCGUGAUAUGUGUCCGUUUGCCUUCUAGUGUGAAAAGGGUGUUUUGUUUUUAACAGUCAGCAGAACAGAAGGCGGACGGCUUGUUCCCACAACGUGUUUGAAAAAUGCAAGCGACGCAUUAGCUGUCUUUACAAACAGGUCCAGUUGGAAAUUCAGUAUUUAUUUUGUGUUCACCUGAUUGCCAUUCGUUACAAAUUGUCAAAUUGAGAGAACCUUUUUAUUGACUUUCAGCUUUAUCGUCGUUGGUGUAAUUAACGGAAGUUAAAGUGACUCCCAUGGCUUGUUCCUUAAAGUCACACUUCCGAGGAGCAGGUUCUCCUCUUGCAUGGGUGGUGUACAGGUGUAAUGGGCUAACUGUGAAACUGAACACAGCUGAUUCAUUCACUUACAGUAGAAUAUCUCUGGAUGGCAUUUAUUUAUGUAUGUCAGUGCAUAAAGUAUUUAUUGUUAUAGAAACGUGUGUGUGUGUGUGUGUGUGUGUGUGUAUGCGUGUGUGUGUGUGUGUGUGUGUGUGUGUGUGUGUGCGUUAGUAAGGAUUUGGGCUCAUGAUUUGGUGAAAAUGACUUUUACAUGAAAGAACAGUUCAGAGGGAUUUAUUUUUUAUGCAUGAAAAGUUACUUGCUUUUUUGGCUUUUGGACAUACAUAAACUCAUCACAUCCUACUCUUUUUUUAUUUUUUAUUUAUUUUUUUUAAAUCAACUUCUCUGAUCAAACCCUAGUUCCAAAACCGUUGCCUGGGCUUGUCUUAUCUUAAUUGUCACAGCACUCGUUGACAAUAUCUUAAAUGUGUAUCUGAGAGUCAUUUCCAGGGGAACUUGCAGUCACUCCUUACUCCUUAAUUCCAGUAAAAGUCAGUUACCAUCCCUCCUCUAUCACUGUCUGUAUUUAGCUCUGGGCAGGUAGGCUGAACAAACAAGCACAUAGCUGUGGUCAGGGCUGGGUCCGGCCCAGCGCUAGCCCUGGUCAGAGCUCCCCUUGUUAGCGUGAAUGCAGUCACAUGAAGGGGUUAAUCCACCUAUAGGCAUCGCCACUGCAGGGCCUUGUUCAGCAAAUGUGACGGAAUUUACAUCAAGAAUAAUACAGGUGUUAAUAUAGAAAAGUGGGUUACACUUUACUUGAAGGUAUCUCAAAAGAGUGACAUGACACUGUCAUGAACGUGUCAUAAACAUUAUAAAC
Molecule: messenger RNA, 2783 nt
Organism: Perca fluviatilis (European perch)
Lineage: Eukaryota; Metazoa; Chordata; Actinopteri; Perciformes; Percidae
Product: carbohydrate sulfotransferase 11-like
Exons: 6
Coding region: 255-1289 (344 amino acids)
Biological process (GO): proteoglycan biosynthetic process; carbohydrate biosynthetic process
Cellular component (GO): membrane
Molecular function (GO): sulfotransferase activity
Source: RefSeq, a predicted model, not a curated record